This is a messenger RNA of Eruca vesicaria subsp. sativa (arugula), 1347 nucleotides long. The record is from the annotation of a GenBank genome assembly. NCBI's taxonomy places the organism in Eukaryota, Viridiplantae, Streptophyta, Magnoliopsida, Brassicales, Brassicaceae.
AUGGAUCAUUCAGGCGAUGGUGUUGAUAUAGUCAGCUCGAUGCCACAUGAGAUCCUCCACCAUAUUCUCUCGUUUAUUCCAACUCAGUUCGCGAUCAGAACUUCCGCCUUGUCCAAAGCAUGGAGGCAUGUAUGGUGCCACACACCUUGUCUCGACUUUAGUAAUCUCAGCAUUUAUGGAGAGAGGUCGGUUCGAGAUAUAAACCAAACCCUAAGUUUUUACAGGGCUCCGAAAAUCAUGAGUUUGAAUCUUCGUAUGCCACGAGAUAUGAGUGAACCCCAGGUUAAUAGCUGGAUAGAGUUUGCUGUGUGCCGUAAUGUGGAAAAGUUGUCUCUGGUCUUUGAUUGUCGUAUUAAUAACCAGACUUAUAUUUUCCCAGAUUUUUUCUAUCUUAGUUCCUCCUUAACGGAGCUCCUCAUUCAUAAUCGUUCUACGGUUGCUGGAUGCACAGUUUUUUGGAAAUCCCUAAGGAAGUUGACAUUAUGGAGUUGUAGUCUCUCUGAAGAAUAUAUUGAAAAUAUUCUCUCUGGCUCUCCAGUUCUUGAAACCUUGAAAUUGUCUAACUGUAUAGGACCUCAGCGUCUUGAUCUGAGUAAAUCACGUAGUUUAAGGAGACUGGUUUACAGAGCGGGUCGAGGGACAUUCGCGAUUGUAGCGCCUCACAUCCAUUCUUUGAGGUUUAUCAUCAGGAGGUGUGAGACACCAUGUACUUUAGUGGAUGUUUCUUUGUUGGCCGAAGCUAGCAUUCACAUAUGCUUCUAUGUACGUCCUCUAAAUGCUGAUUUUCUUCAAACCGUGGUGCUAAAUAUUCUUGCAAAAUUACAAAACGCUAAGAGGCUUACUUUUACCAGAACCACUCUUCAGAUUCUAUCUCUAGCUGAGCUCCAUGGUGUUCCUUUUCCAACGUUCAAGGUUGAAACUUUGACUGUUAAAACAACGUUUAUAAGAUCUGUUAUACCUGGUUUAGCAAGGUUACUACAAAAUUCACCUAAGAUAAAAAAGCUAAUAGCACACGCGACACGAUUGGCCAGCAUACCGGCUCUACAAGAAAGUGAUGUGAACAGCUAUCUUAGGUCACAAGGUUUGAAUCAGGAACAAUGUUGGGGAUCAAAAUACGAAGUGUUUCCUACCGCAAUUGAGUUUGGUGGGAUGAUACAUUGUAAGGAUGCAAUGUGGAAACUCAUAGCUUCGUUCAUGGAAGUGGUGAUGAGAAACGGAAAAAUACUAGAGACGUUGGUUGUAGGGUUGAAAUAUAUUGUUAGUGAUGCAAGAUGGUUUGAAGAGUGGCUUCAGAUGAUUCCAACACUUCCUAACAACAAUAAUGUUUCCAUUGUGCUCAAACGCUAA